Molecule: messenger RNA, 3477 nt
Organism: Salmo salar (Atlantic salmon)
Lineage: Eukaryota; Metazoa; Chordata; Actinopteri; Salmoniformes; Salmonidae
Source: RefSeq, a predicted model, not a curated record
UCUUCCUCAGACACUCUGUAGUCACUGCCUGAAGCAGUAAUCGGACAACUGUCGUUCUCACUCUGCCUCGGUCUCUUGAGAUCCCAGCUAGUGUGUGUAUCGGUGUUCCAUGGGUUCUAACACUUAAAAUGAAAAAGAAAAAGUUGUCUUGUAGCUGGUAAUUUGUUGCGUUACAGGUUCUACCAACUCUUUAAAAACUUUUUUUGGAUGAAGUUUCUCUGUUGUUUCUGGACUGGACAGACUUGGCUGUAGAAGAUUAGAACGAAACUUAAAGGAAGGGAUACCAGCAAAAGUACAGGGAUUCCACCAUAAUUGGAGUCUAUGGACAUGCAGGAUCUAGCCAGUCCGCACAGCUGUGUAAGUGGAAGCAGUGAAUCCCCUAAUGGUCCCAGCCUUGACAACUCCCAUAUCAAUACCAAUUCCAUGACCCCCAAUGGCACUGAAGGUGAUAACAUCACAAUGCUCACCACAGCUGACUGGUUGUUAAGCACUAGCUCACAGUCGGCUGCAGUUAAAUCAGAACCUAUGAGCAGCAGUGACAUCACCUCCCCAGUAGCAGACGCCUCCCUGGACAGCUUCUCAGGUUCAGUUAUUGGAACCAGUGGCUUCAGCCCAAGACAAACACACCAGUUCUCCUCACAGAUUUACCCUUCCAACAGACCAUAUCCACAUAUUCUCCCUACCCCUUCAUCCCAAAAUAUGGCUGCGUACGGUCAGACACAGUACACCACAGGAAUGCAGCAGGCCGCAGCCUAUGCUAGCUACCCCCAGCCUGGACAACCCUACGGGAUCCCUGCCUAUGGUCCAUUAUGGGCAGGCAUAAAGACAGAGGGGGGACUGAGCCAGUCCCAAUCCCCAGGACAGACAGGCUUCCUCAGCUACAGCUCAGGCUUCACCACCCCUCAGACGGGCCAGGCUCCAUACAGCUAUCAGAUGCAAGGUGGCACCUUCACAACCACGUCAGGACUGUACGCCGGAAGCAACGCCCUCACAAACUCAACUGGCUUCAACAGUACACAGCAGGACUACCCGAGCUACCCAGCGUUCGGCCAGGGCCAGUACUCCCAGUAUUACAACAGUUCUCCCUACACCUCCCCCUAUAUGACCAGCAACAACACCAGUCCCACCACUCCCUCCACCACAGCCACCUACACCCUCCAGGAGCCCCCCAGCGCCCUGACCAGCCAGGCCCUCACAGACCCCCCAGCAGGUAGGCCCCAGGCCCCCCAGGCAACCCACCCUCCGUCUCCAGGAUCAGACGGCUCUGGAGGGGGUGGCUAUGACGCCAGGGCCACUCAUUAUGGAGAUUACAGUACCAUCCACAGUCCAUCAACGCCCAUUAAAGAUUCAGAAUCGGAUCGAUUGCGGCGUGCCUCGGAUGGAAAGUCACGUGGCCGAGGGAGAAGGAACAACAACCCUUCACCACCGCCUGAUUCUGACCUUGAGCGAGUGUUCAUCUGGGACUUGGAUGAGACCAUCAUCGUUUUCCAUUCGUUGCUCACAGGGUCUUACGCUAACAGAUACGGCCGGGAUCCCCCAACGUCCGUGUCACUAGGACUGAGGAUGGAAGAGAUGAUCUUUAACUUGGCAGACACGCACUUAUUCUUCAACGACUUGGAGGAGUGUGACCAAGUCCACAUCGAUGACGUCUCAUCUGAUGACAACGGUCAGGAUCUGAGUACGUAUAACUUUGGUUCAGAUGGGUUUCAUGCGGCAGCAACCAGUGCCAACCUGUGCCUGGCCACGGGCGUGAGAGGAGGGGUGGACUGGAUGAGAAAACUGGCCUUCCGCUACAGACGAGUAAAAGAAAUCUACACCACCUACAAAAAUAACGUUGGAGGUCUGCUGGGACCAGCCAAACGAGAAGCCUGGUUACAAUUGAGAGCAGAAAUUGAAGCCUUGACUGACUCCUGGUUAACACUGGCACUGAAAGCACUCACAUUAAUCCACUCAAGGUCAAACUGUGUUAAUAUCUUGGUGACCACCACCCAGCUCAUACCUGCCCUGGCUAAAGUCCUGCUGUACGGACUGGGGAUAGUGUUUCCUAUUGACAAUGUUUAUAGUGCUACCAAAAUAGGGAAGGAGAGCUGUUUUGAGAGAGUCAUUCAGAGGUUCGGGAGGAAAGUUGUGUACGUCGUCGUGGGAGACGGUGUGGAAGAGGAGCAAGGCUCAAAAAAGCACAACAUGCCCUUCUGGAGGAUCUCCAGCCACUCUGACCUCAUGGCCCUCCACCAUGCUCUGGACCUAGAGUACUUGUAGCUACCGCAUCCUACUGCUCAGACCGUACACCUACAGCUCGGCCUGCUGGCCCCCUGCACCUACCCAAAGGCCCCUACACCCUACCGGCCCCCUGCACCUACCCAAAGGCCCCACAACUACUCCGCCAGAUCCUACUGGCCCCUACUAGCCCCUACUGGCCCCUAUUGGCUCCUACUAGCCCCUACUGGCUCCUACUGGCCCCUACUAGCCCCUACUGGCUCCUACUGGCCCCUACUGGCCCCUACUGGCCCCUACUCCUACUGGAGCCUACUGGCUCCUACUGGCCCCUACUGGCUCCUACUAGCCCCGACUGGUUCUACUGGCCCCUACUGGCCCCUAGUGCGCCACAUACCACAACUACCAUACUAGCCCUUACUGGCCCCUACUGGCCCCUACUGGCCCCUACUAGCUCCUAGCGCUCCACAUACCACAACUGCUCUACCAGACCCUACUGGCCCAUACUGGCCCCUACUAGCCCCUACUGGCCUCUACUGGCCCUUACUGGCCCCUAGCGCUCCACAUACCACAACUGCUCUACCAAACCCUACUGGCCCCUACUGGCCUCUACUGGCCCCUACCAGCCACUACUGGCCCUACUGGCCCCUUACUGGCCCCUACCGGCCACUACUGGCCCCUACUGGCCCCUACUGGCCCAUACCUGGCCCUACUGGCCCCUAGCACUCCAAAUACCACAGCUACUCUACCAGACCCUACACUUACUGUUCCACCUUGCCUUGCAACCUUUCAACUUUCAACUUUCACCACAGCCACUCAGGUCCUCCCACCCAGAACAGACUCUCUGAGGCCCUUUGUGUCGCCUGCCCUCCCCCUUCUUUACCUGGCUGCCCUCUCGCCCUCCCUACCUGCCUGUCCUCUCGCCCUCCCUCCUUCUCACCCUCCCACCCUCCCACCCUGCCUGCCCACGCACCCACCCUCCUUCCUCCCUUCCUCCCUUCCUCCCUCCCUGCCUUCAACUAGAGAGAAAAAAAGAAGAGAAGGAGACAUUUAAAAAAGAGAAACUGAACAAUGAAACGGUCGACACCAUGUUGACAUGUGGCCACAAUUCAUCUGAACCCUGAACCUUCAUUAUCUGUGUGUUCGUUCUGAAGGCCCACCGUCCCAAACUACACGAGGGGGGGUUACAUCCAACUCUCUCUCUCUCUCUCUCUCUCUCUCUCUCUCUCUCUCUCUCUCUCUCUCUCUCUCUCUCUCUCUCUC